CUAUCCCCACCGUGUGGCCCAGCGGCGUUACAAGCUCGAGCUCUUAUUUUGAAAGAAGUCGUCACGUCCUGUUUAUUUUUUUCCUCUCAUCUAAAAAAAACAGCGCGGUUUUUAUUUUUCACCCGGGGUUCAGAAGAUGAUGGGGGCGAGUUUUCUGAGCGCAGACCGGGCUCGCAGUCCGCCGGUGAAGGUGCUGUCCAGUCAGCUGCGGGAAGCCUCGGAGAGCCAGAGCUCCGGUGGGAAAGCGGAGGUUGUGAUCCGGCGUCUGGGAGCUUCUGGCCGGCGUUCGCUGCAGGUGUCAGUGGUGUGGAUGCAGGGGACUGUACUGGAGCUCCAGGCUGACAACAACACCCUCCUCAUGCUGGAUGAGACCGGAAACUUUACUGUUAACGGCAUCAACAGCGUGCCGAAAGGAAAACCCUGCCUGAGUCCCGGUAAAUACGUCAUGGUUAUGGGUGUCAUCCAGUCUCACAGUCCAGAACCAGUCCUGCGAGCUGUGAAAAUGGCAGACCUUUCUGCAAACGCAGCCAUUCACAGGAGAAACUGGAUCUAUGAAGUGGAAGAUCUCCAGCGGGUUUUGCCCUAAUAGUGUUUUUUUUUUUACUCAUUACGAUGAUUAUUUUUGCAGCGCUGCAUUUAUUAGUUUGUUCAACACUAUGUUGCUCUGACUUUUAUUUGCAAAUGACAUCUCCUGAUGGACACACAGACAUUUAAGUGAGAUAUACAUUUUAUUUCUAGAAUUAUUUUCUAUGAAAGUUUAAGUGGAAUUACACCGUAAUUAAGCUUUAAUCACAAACAAAAGAGAUUUCCUUACAGUUCUGCUAUUAAAUUAUACAAUAAAAAAAGAUUACAUUUAAUUUUCAGUGAAAUCAGAGUUUACAGAGGUAAGACAGUUAUGAUCAUUUUAAUAAAGACAGCUAAGGAAAAUAAAUAAAUUAAGAGACUGCUUGAAAAUUCUCAGUUUCUCUAGAUUUAUGAUAUUACAAAUUUGAAUAUUUGUUUUUAUUAAUAAAGAUCUGAUAAUGACAGAAUGGGUCAUGGAAUAGCAAAUGUUUUCAAGUGCUCUUAUUCGUAUUUAUUUUUCCUCCAUAGCUGUAAAUGUGCAUGUGUGAAUGUGUAUGUAUGAUCACAUGUCAGUUUGUGAGUGGCACAGAUUGGUGAAUCAUCUCUUACUCAAAGAAUGAAUUCGCUGUAACUUCCUUCCAUCUUAAAUGCACAGUAGCUGUGUUUCCCAGCUCUGGAGGGACUUCAGAAUCUCUUGUGCACCCCUAAAACACUGCUGCAGUUUGGACAGUGGUGCGUGACGUCCUUCAGGUCCUCUAUGCAGAAGGGAAUUAGGCAGCAGCCGUAGAUGCAGCUGGGACAGCAGGAGGAGGAGCAUCAGCUGAGAGUCUUUCUGCAGUAUAUUGAGAUAGUCAUGUUUUAACUUACCCAAAAACGGCCAGUCCUGCACAGGAGAGCCAGACUAGGGGUCCUGAGGAGUACUCCAGACGAGUGAUGACGGACUGUGAACACACUGGGCAGUGAGCCUGAACCGGGACGUUACCAAACACCAGGCCAGGCUGAACAUAGACUGUCUGGACGGCUACUGAAGAGCAGACAACAAGAAAUGUGCUUGUUAUUAAAAGCUUUCUUAACUUUAAAUGUAAGGGCCUUGAUGGAAAAGGAUGCAGGUUGUUUUGAUUCUCAGCUGAUGGUUUUUUUUCCCCCCAACAAAAAGUAAACAUUUAUAAAACAUUUAUAAAACUACAGCAGGGGGUGCCCAAACUCAUUCCUGGAGGGCCAGUGUCCUGCAUAUUUUAGUUCCAACCCCAAUUAAACACACCUGAAACAGCUAAUCAAACUCAUUAGAUACUUCCAGACAGGUCUGUUGAAGAAAGCUGGAGAUAAACAAUGCAGGACUGGCCCUCCAAGUCUGGAGUUUGGGCACCCCCUGCUGUAAAGCAUAGGUGUCAAAAUCUAUUCCUGGAGUGCCGCAGCUCUGCACAGUUUAGCUCCAAAACACAGCUGAUCCAACUAAUCAAGGUGUUCAAGACUACUAGAGACUAUUAAGCAGGUGUAAGUUGGAGGUGGUUGGAGAUAAACUGUGCAGAGCUGUGGCCCUUCAGGAAUUGAGUUUGAGACCAUUGCUGUAUAGUGAGAUAAUGGAGUAGCUGGCCAGGUUCCUCUGUUUGUUUGUUAUUGGUUGUGACUAAUGACAUAUUUUCCGAUUGUAUUAAUAAAUACUACAUAUACGU
Danio rerio (zebrafish) is the source of this 2237-nucleotide messenger RNA. The record is from RefSeq and is a predicted model, not a curated record. Lineage: Eukaryota; Metazoa; Chordata; Actinopteri; Cypriniformes; Danionidae.